Molecule: messenger RNA, 1719 nt
Organism: Kluyveromyces lactis
Lineage: Eukaryota; Fungi; Ascomycota; Saccharomycetes; Saccharomycetales; Saccharomycetaceae
Exons: 1
Coding region: 1-1719 (572 amino acids)
Biological process (GO): transmembrane transport
Cellular component (GO): membrane
Molecular function (GO): myo-inositol:proton symporter activity
Source: RefSeq, a predicted model, not a curated record
AUGUCCGAAGAGAAAAAGGUUGUUAAUGUUCCUUCAAACUCUGAAAAAGAAAGCGCACUUGUCGAAGUUGAAUCAAGAUCAACUAUUGAUGAAAUCGAAAAUGUGUUUAAUGGCAACAAACCAACAGAAGAAGUUCUGAAAGAAGUUGAUGAAUUGGUCUUGAAGUAUGAUCUUCAAGAAUACCAAGAACUAUUAAGUCGUGGUGCUUUAUUGGCUAAUGAUCCUGAUGUUUUGCUAACUGAUAACUACUCCGAAAAGGAAAGAAAAAAGAUCGGCAGGGAGUUAACACAUCCAUUUCUGUCUUUGUCAAGAGGUAUGAUUUGGGCUGCGUUAUGUACCUCUUUGGCCGCCGUCAAUUUCGGUAUGGAUGAAAGUGCUGUCGGUGGUGCUGUCUUGGGUUAUCAAAAGGCGUUCAACAUUACAAACCCUAACAUCCAAGGUCUUACUUUAGCUGCGCCUUAUUUGGCUGCUGGUGUCUUGACCUUACCACUGACUGUCUUAUUGAACAAAAAAUUUGGUAGAAGAUUUAUUGUUUUGAUAAGUUGUUUUAUCGGUGUGUCUGGUUCUCUGAUCCAAGGCUUUUCGAACGGAUUAGGUCUUAUAUUGUUCGCAAGAUUAUAUUUAGGUAUUGGUAUGGGUUUAUGUUCAUCUACUGUCCCAAUCUAUACUGCAGAAUGUGCACCAGCAGUUUCUAGAGGCGCAAUUUUAAUGUUGUGGCAGACUUUUAUCGCUCUUGGUGUUUGUUUGGGUUCAGUUUUCAAUAGAGCUUUUGUCGAAAUCGAGGGGAACCUAUCUUGGAGAUUAAUGAUUGGUUCUUCUUGUGUAGCACCCUUUAUCACGGCUCUCGUGGUUUACAUUCCACCUGAAUCACCAAGAUGGCUUAUUGGAAACGGAUUUGUCAGAGAAUCCCUAGAGUCCCUAAUCAGAUUGAGAAACACAGAAGUCUCUGGUUCACGGGACUUUUAUAUCCUAUAUGAGUCUUUGAAAUACGAACAUAAACUUGCAGCUAAACUUUCUUGGCACCAAGAGAUUAAAUCCCUAUUCAGUAACAUCAGAAACAGAUUUGCUUUGUGGGUAUCGUUCCUUGGUAUUCUUGGUCAGCAAUACGGUGGCGUUAACAUCUUGGUUUCAUAUACUGCAACAAUUUUAACGAAUGCUGGUAUUGACCCGGUAACUGCCAUUGCUGGCUCAAUCGGUAUUGGAGGUGGUUGUUUCUUAGCUACUUUCCUUUCCUCGCAGUUGAUCGACAGAUUUGGUAGAAGAACAAUGUUGCUUUUGACACUUCCUGUAGAAGGCGCUUGUUUGUUUUGGUUGGGUGGUAUUUUGAAUAUCAAAGAAGAUCAAGCUCGGUUGGCUGCUGGUUUGGCUGCUAUGUAUGUAUUUGUGCUGUUCUACGGUAUUGGUAUUGGGCCAAUUAGUUUUACAUUGGUAGCAGAAACCCCAUCCAUUACCGUUAGAAUGGCUCAUAGUGCUUUUGCUAUGUCGAUCAAUUGGUUGCUUGAUUUCUGUUUGACGAUGACAUGGCCAAAAAUGGCCGAUUCUAUGGGAACUUCAGGAGGGUUAUAUUUCUACGGUGCGUUUAACUUUCUGAUUUGGGUUCUUGCUUAUUUCACAAUCCCAGAAACAAAAAGGUUCACACUAGAACAGUUAGAUGAGGUGUUCAAACAUGGUGUUACCCAUUAUGCCAAGCAAAAUACCAGAAAACUAUUUGGUAAAUAA